AUGACGACCUAUGGAACUAUCCCGACAGAACGUUUGCCAUCCUCAAACCUAGAUAUCGUUUCACAAGCAAAAGGACAGAUUGAAUUAUGCCUUGGCAUACAAAGACCAUGGCUGGAGAUGAUUCAGCUCCAAGAUCUCAAACCUCCCUCCUCCUUCAACCAAUCAAUCCAAAGAAUCAGGACAAACGUAGCCUUCUUCCGCAUGAACUACGCCAUUAUCAUAUUGACCAUUCUCUUCAUAAGCCUUCUAUGGCACCCCAUCUCAUUGAUGAUCUUCAUCGUCACGAUGGCUGCAUGGUUGUUUCUAUAUUAUCUACACGACAAGCCCUUGGUGGUUGUAGGCUAUGAAAUCGAUCAACGAUUCCUGAUGGCAGCUUUGUUCUUGGUCACAGCCCUGAUACUUUUCCUUACCAAUGUGAAAUAUAACAUUAUAAUGGCACUCUCUAUUGGCCUUGCUUUUGUUUUGGUUCAUGGAGCCUUAAGGGAGCCAGAGGAUGUCAUGACUGUGGAUGAUGAAGAAAGGCUUGCAUCAGGUGGUGGCCCUGUUCUAAAAGUCCCUCUAAAAAUUGCUGCCUCUUCUUCUUAUUCUCUGUCCCAAUAG
Molecule: messenger RNA, 600 nt
Organism: Rosa chinensis
Lineage: Eukaryota; Viridiplantae; Streptophyta; Magnoliopsida; Rosales; Rosaceae
Product: PRA1 family protein F3
Exons: 1
Coding region: 1-600 (199 amino acids)
Biological process (GO): vesicle-mediated transport
Cellular component (GO): Golgi apparatus; endoplasmic reticulum
Source: RefSeq, a predicted model, not a curated record